AUGGGUUCUUUGAUUGAUAAUACAAAUCACAUAUCAAGUACCAUUAAGGAGAUGGAGUCGUACCACGUAUUGAGAGGCCGUGUUAAUAAUAUAGGGUUUCAGCCAGAUGAACGCCUAAUACCAUUCUUGGAGUUAGCCGGGUUUGGAUCAGCAGCAUUGAUCCGGCCUUUUGAUCUGCGAUAUGACCUGAUUUCCGCUUUAGUCGAGCGAUGGCGUCCAGAGACCCACACAUUUCAUUUGCCACGCGGGGAGUGCACCAUCACUCUAGAAGAUGUUGCAGUACAGCUCGGGCUCCCCAUUGACGGGAAUGCGGUCACGGGCGUAAGUUCGAUUUCCAGGCUGGCAACCCUUUGCUAUGAAUUACUUGGACGCUCGCCAAGUGAGGGAAAAUUUGCCAGUUUGAGGUUGUCAUGGCUAAAGGCCAAUUUUGAGUAUUUGCCGAGUACUGCCAAUGAACGGGAGGUGAUGCAGGCCGUUCGAGCUUACAUUAUGCACCUUAUGAUCAAUGUCAGGUGCAGCAUUAAGAUCAAUGUCGAUCCCAUGUAUAGUUGA
Gossypium arboreum is the source of this 552-nucleotide messenger RNA. Its product is annotated as protein MAIN-LIKE 2-like. The record is from RefSeq and is a predicted model, not a curated record. The transcript is spliced from 2 exons. Lineage: Eukaryota; Viridiplantae; Streptophyta; Magnoliopsida; Malvales; Malvaceae. Gene Ontology annotation, biological process: meristem development; meristem maintenance. The coding region runs from base 1 to 552 and encodes 183 amino acids.